AGGUAUGCCACAUCCUCGGUCCCUCGCCCUCCCAGCGUACGGCCCUACCCCCUCUCACCUCCUCUCCAGUCUCCGCGGUGGGCUGGACAUUUAAACUCUCCUAUUCUAAACCCUGGACCUUGUAUCUUCUUAAGCAAACGGCUGUUGUUCAAGAAGGAAGACAAGAUGACAACAUACACUGACAAAGGCGAAAAGCACGAAAAAGGCAAGUUCCUGUGCUUCGAUCACCUGACAUUCUGGGUUGGAAAUGCUAAACAGGCCGCGUCGUUCUACUGUAACAAGCUGGGCUUUGAGCCCGUGGCGUACCAGGGCCUUGAGACGGGCAGGAGAGAUGUGGUUUCCCAUGUGGUCAAACAGGGCAAGAUAUUGUAUGUUUUCUCCUCUGCUCUCAAUCCUGGAAACAAAGAGAUGGGCGAGCAUCUCAUCAAACAUGGAGAUGGGGUGAAGGAUGUUGCGUUUACAGUGGAGGACUGUGACUACCUUGUGCAGAAAGCCCGGGAGCGGGGAGCCCUGGUUGUGAGGGAACCGUACACCAUGGAGGACACUCAGGGCCAGGUGAAGCUGGCUGUGCUCCAAACGUACGGGGACACCACACACACGCUGGUGGAGCGUACGGCAUACAACGGCCUGUUCCUGCCUGGUUUCAAACCGCCGCUGCACAAAGACCCCCUCCUGGCCACGCUGCCGAGCGGGAAGCUGGAUUUCAUCGAUCACGUUGUGGGGAACCAGGGAGACGACGAGAUGGUGCCAGUGGUUGAAUGGUACCAGAGGAACCUUCUCUUCCACCGCUUCUGGUCCGUGGACGACAAGCAGCUGCAGACUGAGUUCAGCGCCCUGCGCUCCAUCGUCGUGGCCAACUAUGAGGAGACUGUGAAGAUGCCAAUCAACGAACCUGCCACUGGGAAACGCAAGUCUCAGAUCCAGGAGUAUGUGGAGUACUACGGCGGUGCAGGAGUCCAGCAUAUCGCCAUGAAUACGUCAGAUAUAAUCACCGCAAUUGUUAACCUGAAGCAGCGCGGGAUGGAGUUCAUGUGUGUACCGGACACGUACUACGAACAGCUGAGAGAGAACCUCAAACACUCCAAGGUCAAGAUCACAGAGGACCUGGAUGUCCUUCAGAACUUGAAAAUCCUGGUGGAUUUCGACGACAACGGAUAUCUGCUGCAGAUCUUCACCAAGCCGGUCCAGGAUCGUCCCACGGUGUUCCUGGAGGUGAUCCAGAGACACAACCACCAGGGCUUCGGCGCAGGAAACUUCAAGUCUCUAUUUGAAGCCAUUGAGGCCGACCAGAAUGCCAGAGGAAACCUGACGAUCCUCACACCCAAUGGCGUCUCAAAGAUCGCUUGAAGCUUGAGUGAACUAUCCCACGUGAUUGUGAUUGAUGCCGAGAGGCUCACCAUUGUGAGCCUGAUAGCCGUUUGUCAAAUGAAGGAUAUUAAUGCACAAGACAUGAGUUUAAUAAUGCCAAAGCAGGAAGGACAUUGUGUUCACCAUAUUAUUCAACGUUACUUGAUGGUAAUUCUUUUUUUUAAAGGACAUGUAAAACUGUUUGCAUUGUAAUGUUUACUGUCCUUCGUUGCAAUAUCCCAUAAUUCCUUUAUAUAAUCAACCAAUGUUCUGGAGCAGUAUGGGUGGCGGCUGACGUCUCGGAGGGGAGUUUGACACAAGCCGCCAUUCGCUCUCUCAAAUGAAAGCAUAAUGAGGUUAAUUUGGAUGCUCCACAAGGGUAGCUAGUGAAUUUAAACAUGACUUUACCCUGUACUGUACUUGCACAUCAUUCAAAAACCACUUCAAGAGGGCGUGUCCACCUAGAUUUAUGCUGGAUAGAUCAGUCGACCAGCCUACCAAGUGGACUGUAGCAAAUGUUGCUUAUCUAUCCAUCAUACAUCUAGCCGUCGGCCCCCACAGGCAGGGGAUCUUCUCGUCUUCGUUGGGGAACUUGUAGUCGUAGGUGAUCUCCUCGCUUACGCCGAUGGUCUGCCUGGAGUAGAUGACGAUGUUCUUCUGGGACUCGACCGUGAUUAUCUUAGCGUAGCAGUUGGGCUGAGGGGCAGAAGGAGAGUUUGGUGUAUCGUACAAUGACCGUUUUGAGUAACUCUUUAAAUAGACCAUUGUUGUCAUGAUAUAACGAAUUGCAUUAUAUAGCAUCGCUUUCUUUACCAUUUAUAAAUAAAAAUACUUG
Messenger RNA from Gadus chalcogrammus (walleye pollock), 2182 nucleotides. It is a transcript of the gene hpdb, whose product is annotated as 4-hydroxyphenylpyruvate dioxygenase b. The record is from RefSeq and is a predicted model, not a curated record. Gene Ontology annotation, biological process: L-tyrosine catabolic process. Lineage: Eukaryota; Metazoa; Chordata; Actinopteri; Gadiformes; Gadidae. Bases 166 to 1347 code for a protein of 393 amino acids. The transcript is spliced from 14 exons. Gene Ontology annotation, cellular component: Golgi membrane; endoplasmic reticulum membrane. Gene Ontology annotation, molecular function: 4-hydroxyphenylpyruvate dioxygenase activity.